Molecule: messenger RNA, 4923 nt
Organism: Rubroshorea leprosula
Lineage: Eukaryota; Viridiplantae; Streptophyta; Magnoliopsida; Malvales; Dipterocarpaceae
Source: the annotation of a GenBank genome assembly
UUGAAACCAACCCUAAGCUCUUUUUAUCUCCGCUCUAAAGGUAGCCCCGAUUAUUACUGACUUAAGCAUCGGAGUGUCUACCCCGAGUUCCACCUCGGGGCUUUGCAAGUCAAUCUGGAGUGCAGACGCGGACUGAAGAGGGACUUCUAGUUUGGUGCAAUUACAUUUGGCACCGUCUGUGGGAAUCCAAACUGGAAGCUUUCUUGUUGCUCUUUCAUAAUGGUUAACACUCAAUCAGUCUGAGCUGGAAAUUCAUCUCUGCCUCUUGGACAAGGUCAACCUCCCACCUCAACUCCCAUCUCAGCUCCCACCUCAGCUUCCACCUCAAAUCCCAAAUAUGUUCCCUCCUGUUGAUCAUGCAGAAAGAGGAGAUGAAAACCAACCUCAUACCUCGGCUCACAACUCAACUUCCACCGCCAACUAAGAUGUAGUUGCAGCUCAGCUUGCUGCCAUGCAACAACAGUUUGGUGUCUUUCAGCUAGUAUUGGCUCAGCUCUUAGCUUGGAGCAAUCCUGGUGAUCCCCUCAUUAAUUUACUCAACCCUGCUCAACAACCACCAACUCCACAGCAAAACCCUCAACCAGUUCAGCAUGCUCCUGCCCUUAGUGAAUCUCAAGGUCAAUCUCACAUAGCACCAGCUCAGCAACCCCUCCCUAACGAUGUCACUAGACAUCUAGACAGCUUAGAAAAGCUAGUAGCUGACCAGCGAGGUGCUCCACCCCAACACCAUGCUGCUGACUCAAUACCUCACCCUUUGAACACCAACAUCACACUAGAACCUUAUCCCGCUGGCUUCAAAAUACCUCAACUUGAGACUUAUGAUGGGACGAAGGAUCCCGAUGAUCACUUGCAUGCUUUCUACUCUUGCAUGCAAGCUCUACCUUCAAGGUCAAUCAGCUCUUAUAUAGAAAUGGCAUAUACUUUUGCCAUUAAGUUUUCCAAUAGAAGGUUGAUCAGGAAAACUACUUCUGAGUUGCUGAGAGUUAAACAGAGGGAUGGAGAAUCUCUGAAGAAUUAUAUGAGCAGGUUUAAUGAUGCAGUACUAGAGGUUAGUUCCUUCGACCAGGCUGUGGGGAUUGCAGCUGUGAUUUCAAGUCUUAACCAUGAUAGGUUCAGAGACAGUUUGAUCAAACAUCCUGCCACCACCUUUAGCGAGGUGAAUGAUAGGUCCUUAAAAUUUAUAACUGUUGAGGAAUACGCCCUGGCGCAGAACUCAACUCCCUCUAAGAACCAAAACCUAGACUGGAGAGAUGAGAAUCCAAGCAAGAAAAAGAUGAGGAUGACACAGAACCAAGGUAAACCUCCAGUUAAUUGGACUCCUUUUAAUUUGCCGAGGUCACAGAUUUUCAUGCAGAUUAAGAACAAGAUGGAUUUAAGGCGUCCUGACCCAAUGAGAACUACUGCUGCUAGCCGAGAUCAUACUAGAUAUUGUGAUUUUCAUCAAGAUCACGGUUAUACAAUAGAGCAAUGCAACAGCUUAAGGUCCGAACUAGAAAGUCUAGCUCAGAAAGGAAUGUUGAAUGAGUACAUUCAGAAAGCUGAACAGCUGAGGUUUGUCAGAGAACAGAGGCCACAGCCUCAAGGAGUCCGCAAUCCACCAAACAGGCAAGGCGUGGGAUAUCAGCAAGCCCUACCUCCACUCCGACCACCAGCUAGAAUCAUACAAAUGAUUACAAGAGGCCUGGAAGCAGUUGUUACACCCCACAAUGAUCCUUUGAUCACUUCUAUCACGAUUAACAAUUGUGAGGUGCAACGUGUCCUUGUUGACACAAGAAGUGCACCAGACAUCAUGUACUUCCAUUGUUUUGAGAGUCUUGGGUUGGAUCCAACUUUGUUGCAGCGGUAUGAUGGUCCCAUCUAUGGAUUCAACAACCAACCAGUUCCAGUUGAAGGAAUCCUAACCAUGAAUGUUGCAUUUGGAAGUGACCGAAAUUAUGUGAUUCCUUCAGUUCGAUUUCUAGUAGUCAAGAUGGCAUCCUCUUUCAAUGUUGUCAUUGGCCAACCCACGCUGACUGAAAUCCGAGCUGUGGUUUCCCAGUCUCACCUAUGCAUGCAGUUCCCAACUCCUAUGGGAAUAGCAACACUGCGGGAUAACCGACUAGAAGAUGAAACCAGAGCUGCUCCAAUUGAAGAUGUUGAAGAAGUGCCCAUUGAUAACAGAGGUCUAAGCCGAAAGACGCAAAUUGGAACUAGAUUGAACCCGGAGGAAAGAGCAGAGCUAAUAGCUUUUCUUCGAGCUAACAAUGAUGUCUUUGCAUGGACCUCGGCAGACAUGCCAGGAAUUCCACCCUUGGCUAUAAAGGAAGAGGUAGAGAAACUUCUACAAGCUGGUUUCGUCAGAAAAGUUGAUUAUUGCGAAUGGGUGGCUAACCCAGUCCUGGUGAAUAAGGCAAAUGGAAAAUGGCGAAUGUGUAUUGACUACACAAAUCUCAACCAAGCCUGCCCCAAGGAUUGCUAUCCGAUGCCGAGCAUUGACAAAUUGGUUGAAGCGGCUUCAGGUGCUACUUAUCAGAAAAUGGUGACCAUCGUCUUCCAAGCUCAGAUCGGCAGGAAUUUGGAGGUUUAUGUCGAUGAUAUUGUGGUAAAGAGCCUGAAAGCAGGAAACCAUCUAGCUGAUCUCGAUGAAACUUGUAACAAUCUUAGAAAGAAUAGAACAUGGUUAAAUCCAACCAAAUGCAUCUUCAGCAUGGAGUCUGGAAAGUUUCUAGGCUUCAUGGUGUCCCGAAGAGGGAUUGAAGUCAAUCUAGAGAAGAUCAGAGCAAUCGUCGAGAUGGAACCGCCGAAGUCAGUAAAAGAUAUACAAAGGUUGAUUGGAAGGGUGGCAGCUCUUCACCGGUUCAUAUCGAAGUCAGCAGAUAAAUGCCUGCCAUUUUUCAAGAUUAUGAGGUUAGCCGCCCAGAAGGAUGAAUCGGGUAAACAGAAGAAGUUUGAGUGGAACCAAGAAUGCCAAGCCGCAUUCGAAGAGCUGAAGUCUUAUCUUAGCUCACCACCUCUACUGACUAAGGCCAUAGAUGGAGAGAUUCUCUAUUUGUAUUUGGGAAUUUCAGGUGAAGCCAUUAGUUCGGUUCUGGUGAGAGAAGAAGCCAAACAACAGAAGCCAAUCUAUUAUAUCAACAGUGUGCUGCAUGGUGCAGAACUGAGAUCGACAAUCCGAGCUCAAGCACUAGCAGAUUUUAUUGUCGAGUGCACUCCAUGUCAUUUAACCCCUAAUCCAAAGCUCAACAACUGGACCUUAUAUGUUGAUGGGGCAUCUAGUAACAAGGGUUCAGGAGCUGGUGCCCUCUUAAUUGGCCCAGAUGGAUACCGAAGUGAGCAUGCUUUGAAAUUUAACUUCGAUGCAACAAACAACAUGGCUGAGUAUGAAGCCUUGCUACUUGGUCUGCAACUAGCAUUAGAGUUGAAAAUCAGUGCGAUCCAAGUAUACAGUGACUCCCAGCUGGUGGUGAACCAAAUUUACUCAAUCUGCGAGGCCGUUGAUCUUAUGAUGGCAUAUUCACUUUCUAAGUUUGCCUCUGAUAACUCUUUAAGUUCCAGAUCAGUUUUUGUGGAGGUCUUAGAUGAACCAAACUUCAUGAAGCUACGAAUGAUGGAGAUCAGCACGAACCCAAACACGCCGAGCUGGACUAAUUCAAUUAUCUUCUUUCUACAAGACGGGACAGUACCUGAAGACAAGCAAGAAGCAAUGAGGUUGAGGAAGAAAGCAUCUUGGUAUACGCUUGUUGAUGGGGUCCUCUAUAAGAGAUCUUUCUCACUCCCCCUUCUACGAUGCUUAAACCCCUACGAAGCUGAGUAUGCACUUCAGGAGGUACAUGAAGGUGUCUGUGGGAGCCACAUUGAGAUGCCCGAAAUGCCAAUUCUUCGCACAUCUGACUCACCAACCAGCAGAAGAACUCACAAACUUGAUAGCACCAUGGCCAUUUGCUCAGUGGGGACUGGAUCUUUUGGGCCCAUUCGUGAAAAGGCUUGGUGGUGUAACCCAUCUGAUUGUUGGCCCACGCCAAAAUGGGUUGAAGCUCGGCCAUUAUCCAGUCUUACCUCCAAGAAGGUCGAAGACUUUGUUUUCAGCUCGAUCAUUUGCAGAUAUGGGAUCCCGAAUCAGAUUCUGGCUGAUAAUGGAACUCAAUUCAAUUGCUCCUCAUUUCGAGAUUUUUGUGUCAGCUAUGGGAUCAAAUUGCAGUUUACCUUGGUUUACCAUCCAGAGUCCAAUGGUAUGGUAGAGUCUAUUAAUAAAUGUAUUAUAGAAGGAAUAAAGCUGAGGUUGGAACAGCACAAGGCCAAGUGCGCAAAUGAGCUCAACAACGUCUUCUUGGCAUACAGAACAACGAGCCAAACUGCCACAGGCGAAACACCCUACCACUUGGCCUUUGGUACCGAAGCAGUCAUUCCUAUUGAAAUAGGAGUCCUAAGCUUCCGUGUCAUCCAUUUCAAUGAAGGCCGAAAUGGACAACUGCUUUGGGAAAACCUUGAUCUGCUUGCCGAAGUCAAAGAAGAAGCACGGCUUCUAACUCUUGUAUACAAGCAGAAAUUAGCCAACUUCUACAACAAACGAGUCCACCCUCAAACAUUGAAAGUAGGAGACCUUGUUCUCAGAAAAGCUAGCCUAACAGGGUUUGAAACUCGUUUUGGCAAACUCGCCCCGAAUUGGGAAGGCCCUUAUACUGUGGCCGAGGUGCCACAUCUUGGUGCUUAUGUCCUCCAAGACGCUGAAGGAAAGAGAGUUCCUAGAGUUUGGAAUGUCAAUAACUUGAAGAAAUUUUACCCUUAAUAAAAUUCUUUCAAGUGAUCUAUGUCCUCCUGCUCUUUAUACUUAUUACUUCGUGAUUGUUAAGAUUCAGUUUACCUCUUAUUCUAUAUAUCCGAAGUCAAUCUAUUUAAUACUCAUUCCUUGAACGUCACUCCUAUUAAUGAAUGUCACUUCGCACA